Fundulus heteroclitus (mummichog) is the source of this 2033-nucleotide messenger RNA. It is a transcript of the gene ttc22, whose product is annotated as tetratricopeptide repeat domain 22. The record is from RefSeq and is a predicted model, not a curated record. NCBI's taxonomy places the organism in Eukaryota, Metazoa, Chordata, Actinopteri, Cyprinodontiformes, Fundulidae. Gene Ontology annotation, molecular function: protein binding.
CGUAGGUCUAACCUGUUCAACCUGCCGGUAUCUGGAAUCUUGCGCAAGUCAAAACCAAGGAAGACGAGGCGUUAAGGUUACACGCAGCCACAAUCUUUUUCACCCUUUCCAGGAUCUUCAAAUUAGGAAGACAUGGAAACAGACAACACGGAGGACAUUGAGUCUCUGAUUGAGGACAUGCAGUACAUCCCCGGCCACUUCCACCUGGAGCUGAGUCUGAACUGUGAUCCUGUGGGUCCUGUGAAUCUGCGAUUCAGAGACACUCUCCUGAAGCAGGAGAGCCUGCAAGCUGAGCUGGAGGUCGAAGUGGGACAUCUGCAGUACGCUGUCCGAAAUCUCCUGGGGCUUCUGGCGUUUCACCUGGACCAGCCGGACAAAGCUGAGGAAAUAUUCAGGAACAUUUGUAAGGAAGACCCUGGGAAUCUCAACGCCUGGGCUAACCUGGGCUUUGUGUAUGACACACAGGGGAGAGAGCCGGAUGCAGAGGAAUGUGUGGACAAAGUCUCUUACCUCAUGGGGAUGAACUCCGGGGAGGAUUCCCAGGAGGAGACCAGGCUACUGGCAGCACGCUGUCUGGCCGAGCAGGCGUACGCAUUUCCAUAUGAUGUGGAGCUGGACAGCGAAGACAACUUGAGAGAAAGGCUGACGUCAGCGCUGUCGCUUUAUAACAAAGCUCUGCAUUAUGGUGGUCACCUGAUACCUUCAGAGGAAAAAAGAACCUGGUAUUUUAAAAUGGCAGCUAUUUAUGUAAGGCUGGACCAGAUCAUAAAAACCACGGAUGACUCUGAAUACGCAAGACUCUUUCACUACAAUAAGGGACUUAGGCUUCUAAAGGAAACACUUAAUUCUGAGACAAAACAGCACAAAGCUCUAGCUUGGUGCUACGUUGGCAUUAUGUUGGAGAGAAAGGACGAAUUUUCCUCCGUGCCCAUGUCAAUACACGACUGUGGUUUCUCAGCCUCUGAUCCUCUGUCCUGCUUUGGAACCGCCAUGGAUUUGGCCAGCAAUGAUUUCUCCUACUCUGCAUCUAUCUUCUUGCUGGCAACACGACUGGCAACCUCUGCAACUGCUCUAAUAUCUGCAGAUCCCGAGCUCAACUGGGAGGCCUACUGUAUGCGCGCCAAGAUCAAUGUGGUUGUAUAUGUCAACCAACUUGAAAAAGCAAAACAUGGAAUGGGAGGAGUUCCUGAGCGACAGAAGCUAGCCGAUGCUAGAAAAGACUUGGACAAGGUACUGACUGUGCGUCCGUGUCUGAGGACUCAUCUGGAGAUGGCCCAGAUAUACUAUUACAUGGGUGUAGACGCACUCCAAGAGACCAUUAUGGUGGAUGAAAGUUCAAUAAAUCAUGCUUUGGUCAGUUUGUCUAAAGCGCUACAGUUCAAGCCAGCAGACAGCUUACCGGACCUCCAUGUGCUCAGAGGACGCUGCCUUCUAAUAAAAGGCGAAGAGCAGAAUGCUGCAGAGUGCUUCAAACAGGCCAUGGAGUUGGAGAGACCUGGGAGCACUGACACCACAACCCUGCACUGCCUCCUUCUGACCCUCCUGAAUCUGUUUAUACUGGAAGCCUCCGACCGCAGUUCUGCUAUCACACAGCUGGAGACGUGGGUGAACAAGGCAGAGGAGCGAUACCCUCAGGAUAGAGUAAAAUCCGAACUUCGGUCCCUUUACAGAACGCACACAGAAGAGGUUACAGAGCUGUCCAAGACUCUGAUCCGGACAGGACGCUUGGGCCUGGUGAAAAGGCUGCUGGAAACGGUGGCGCCUCAGCAGCUUGCUGAGAGAAGACCUCUGGCUCGGACCUUUUCAUUAUCAUGAAACAACAGUGUUAUAUUCAUUUAGAUAAAUGUCUGUUAAGAAAACACAAAGAGCAAAACUCAACCGAGCAACAUCUUGACAGCAUUUCAGAGAAUUGGAAAACUUUAGCUAACUUUUCAGGUUCCGAUGUUUACAAUUUUUUGCAAAGUAAUGCAUAAUUAAGUGGAAGGAAGAAAGAUGAUUUUCAGAAUUCUUCACAAAUAAAGAUCUGAAAAGUG